GAGACUCCAGCUUUAAUCAGUACCAAAUGUUUGAAGGUCAACUUCGUAUUUAAACCAACAUUUUCGAUAAUAUACAUGUGCAAUGAUGGCAGCAUCGACCGUCGAGAUUCUUGAAACUAUGAUUGCGUCCAUUGGCCUCAGGUGGAGCCACGGUCGUAACCAGAGAAGCUGUGCAGUGACAAAAUGGCAAUGGAAUGUUGCUGCAAGAAGUGAACUUGUGAAGUGUUGUCGUUACAUUUUCCGUGGAAUUUCGCCUAAAUUUUCACUAAAUGCGGCCUACAAAUAACAUUUAAUAUAUAGUGAAUCGUGUCGGUGUUUGUGUGUGUUGGUUUUGGAUCAAUUUGUGCGGUUUCUUUGCGAAUUAUGUACCAUAUACUUUUAACAAUAGGUACAGUGGGUUCUAUUAUCUUGAAUAUAAAUCUCAAAAGUAAAAGAACGCGAAAGUAUAGGAUCAAUUCAUAAUUGAUUUUCCAGGUUAUUUCAUAUUUAUUGAUGAAGUUUUACAGGUAUCCGGUUGGUUUGUUAGUCAUGUAAACGGUGUCCAUGUCUCUAAAGAUUAUAAUCGAGUGGUGUACGCGGUGGCAACACUAACGACGGGGACGUUAUCAGUUAGACGACCACCCUUAGUGGCGGCGUCUACAUCAAUUAGAAAACCCUCAUCCUCGGCGGAGGAGGCAGCAUGACGAUGACAACCAGAUGGCAGUAUUGUGAACCCAGCCGGCUGCUUCUGCACGCCGUCAUUUUCCUAGCCUUCACUUGUCAUUGGUUCGCACUAGCAACAAUGCCAGGAGCAAGCAACGCCAAAUUUUAUACAAUUUAUUGGAAUUCGUCGAACCCCAUUUUUCGCAUCGACAAUACUGACAAUGUAAUUGACGUUAAUCGAAAUAACGUUAAAUUUGAAUAUGAUCAGGUCGACCUAAUUUGUCCGGUAUAUUCGCCUGGCACACGGGACGAAGAAAUAGAAAAAUAUAUAAUUUAUAACGUUUCCAAAGAAGAAUACGAAACGUGUAGGAUAACGAAUGCCAAUCCUAGGAUAAUAGCGGUUUGUGAUAAGCCAUAUAAACUUAUGUACUUUACCAUAACUUUUCGACCGUUCACCCCACAACCUGGAGGAUUAGAAUUCUUGCCAGGUCAAGAUUACUACUUCAUUUCCACAUCUACAAGCGAUGAUCCCCAUAGGAGGAUAGGAGGUCGCUGUACAACCCACAACAUGAAGAUAAUUUUUAAAGUGUGGGGACCUCCAUCAACACCCGCAACAGCUGUCCCCCCUCCAAUAACGGCGAAACCAUCUUGGUGGUCCGUACCAUCACCACGUACCACCACGUCCUCAACAACUUGGACGACUCCAACCACGGUGUCGUCAUCUACUACCACUAAGAAGUCUAAGACUUACAACAAACAUCCCAACGAAGUAGUGAAAAGUGAAGAAUUGACACUGGGAGGUGGUGCACCCACCGCCACCAAUUUAAUAGUGGUCGCGUGCUUGGCGGCGUUAUUUAUACGAUGAAAUUUUUGAUUAAUUCCCGAAAUUCGAGCUCAGAACCCUUCUGAUCAUAAACGAUAUAAAGAAAAUACUUGACAGCUCCUCAUACAUAUAUAUAUGAAAUUUCCGAACAUACCGCACCUGUUGGUUUUUUGGAUUAUAUUUCUGAGUAUAUCAAUAAGACUUUAUGUGUUCUGAUACCCCUUGCCGUAGGUUAUGACUCUUAUUAUGACCUAAAGUUAUUCUAAUUUAUAAACAAAAUUUGAGAUCCAUCGAUCGUCUAGGUACUUAUUGCGGCUCUAAAGAAUUGAUUUAAUAAAUACAAAAUUAUUUAUUGAAUUUGUAUAUAUAUAAGGCCUAAGCUGUGUGAAUAGUUAAUUUUAUAUUACAUCUGAUGAAUGUGUUUUGAGAAAGUUCAAUAAAUUUUCACAGUAUAGCAAACGUCAUAUGUCCAGCAUUGUUUGAACAUUUUGAUGAAUACAUUAUUAUUUGUCUCAAUAAGUUAUUAGAUAUCUGUGAGAGUUUACCAUAAUGAUGAACAAAAUAAUAUUCUUUGACAACUAUAAAAAUUUGGAAAGUUACAACCAUUUUUUUUUAAACCAGUUCUUUGGAUAGCUGUGAUAUUUCCAAGAUGCCUUAGGCAAAAACCCUGUAUAUAUAUUUGGUAACUAAUUCGUAAGAUAAAUUAUUUUUAGUCAUUGGAAUUUUACAAUUCCUAAUCUUUUAUUGAGACAUUUUACAAUGCAUUUCUCUAAUAUUAUGCCUAAUGUUAUUGUCAGGGUUGGUGUCAUUCUACAAAAACAGAUAUUUAUUUAAACUAAUUUUUAUCUCUAUUUAUAUCAUCAAAAUGUAAAUAUUGUUACACUCUUUUCAAUACUUCAAAAUAAUAUAGUUAUUUUUAAUUACAAAAUUUGAUGGAGGAUAAAAUAACAUAUACUUAAGACAAAUAUUUAUAAGUAUAGUAACAUUCAAUUUCAUUGUGCAGGCAAAUUUCCUAUUGUUGCAUUACAUGAUUUUUCACUCCUCAAAAAUGUAUUGUGUUCAAUGGCUAUUUCCAGGAAACUUUUUGCUUCAAAAAUCCACUUCCCCUUUAUAAUAUUUGUAAAAAGCGUUUAUAAAUUAAUGUUUAGUAAUUGUGAAAAAUUUCAAUAGGAUACAUCCUCGCAUUUAUUAUAUUUAUAAUAAUUGUAUAACAACAAUACAAGUCAUAAUUUUUUCAUAAUAUUUGUUAAAAAAAUUCGUCAUACAGUACAACCUAGAUAAAAUAAAGACCAAGGGCACCGUUAAAUAAUGUUAGUAAUGGAGGUUUUUACUUACUAAAGAUUUAAAUUUUUUUAAGGAGUUUUUAUUGGUUUAUAUUUUCACUUACAGAGGUUCGUUUAUGAGCUUUCUUUAGAACUUUAGAGAUAGACGAGCUAGGUUAAAUGCAAAUAAAACAUUGAAAGGUCAAUAUAUAUGUACAAAUACAUACUUACUUUAUUUUACAUUUAAAGGUACUUUUACUAAAGUCAAUUUUAUUCUACAUAAAAAAGUCUCCAAUUUUUUUUGUUUCAAACUAUUACAUUUUCUACAUCAAUUUUAUUUUCAAUAUUGAAAAAAUAAGAGAAAAUAUCAUCGUCUGCAAUACUGCAUAGUUCUAUAGAAGGUCCUAAAGUGUUAACAGCUCUCCUUCCUUCGCUGAUAGAUAUUGUUGAAGUUGGAUCUUGUGACUCGUUAUUUGAAUAAUCGACUAUAUCAUCGCUCUCAGUAUCAUGAAUAACGGUAUACAUUAUUUCUUCUUCUGUUAACGUUCCAGCUGUGGCUACUUAAUCAUCGCAUGUGCCAAAUUAUUCGAAAGUACUUUUAAUGUGAAACAUACACUUAUUCUAUUGCAUCUGUACUGGAAAACCACAAGCUUUAAAGCAGUUUAUCACUGAAUUGGAUGUUACAUUGCAACAUCCUAAUUACUUGCAACACAUUGAUAGAAGAAACUGUAUUUGGCUCCAUAUCAGUUAUCAUUUUUUUACACUUUCUUUUCUGCAAAAAGGUUUUGACAUUUUUGGUUAUAUCUUGAUUCAGCGGUCGAAUUUGUGAUCUUGUGUUUGCCGGCAUGUAUUGUAUGAAGAAAUUUUUUUUUUUUCGAUAGUCAUUUAUUUGUCUAUUUUAAUAAGCUAUUUUUAAAAAAGUUCUCUAGCUAUCCAUGCUUUUUAUUGGUUUCAUAGUCCAGAGGCAGUGAUCUGCAGCUCGCAAAGUAACGAGGUUUCUUUAAUUUACCAAUCAUUAUUGGCUUGAAAUUCUCUUUACCUGUAGAAUUUGCACAAAGCAGAAUCUUUAGUCGUUCCUUGCUAUGACUCUCUCGAUGACAUUUUCCAUUUUUAAAUGUCAAUGUUUUGUCAGAAGGGCAUUUGAAAAAUAGUCCCGUUUCGUCAGCGUUAAAAACGUAAUGAAGGUCGUAUUCAUUAAAUAAACUUUCCAAUUGACUGUUUCAUUCUGUGCAAAAUUCUUUACUUACGCUUGCACUUUCAUGAAGGCCAGAUUACGUCGUUUUCUGAAAAUUUCCAUUCAACAAUUACUAGCAUUACUUGCAUACUCUUCAGCUUUUCUCAUGUAUUACAAACUGGGCUUUCCUAUUCAAACUACAUUUCACUGUUUCGAUCGCUUUUAACUUCUUAGUUGUUAGUGUUUUCACUCACAGUGUGCAAAGAGAUGCUCUCGCAACAAAAGCUGAAAGCUACUGAUACAUACAUAUAAAUGAGUUAAUGUACUUAGACCUUAGAGUAUUUUGAAAUCAUUUGUUCAGCAUGUGUAAGCAAAACCAAUGGGAACAACAGGGAACCUUUUUUUGCAUAUUCAAUAAUGACUAUAUUUUAAGUAAAAGAGUUUUUGGACUCGCAUUUUAUGAAUUUAUAGAGGUAAUUACGUUGCCGAGGUUUAAUUUAUCAAAGUUUCCUUAUAUUUCAAACUAAUGUGGCGAAAUUUGAAAUGCAUUAUACAGCUUCAAGUGUGCAUAUUGAAAUUAAUUAUUUGAUAUUUUCCAUGUGAUAAAUAGAAGCAACAUUAUUAUCUUGAAGUUUUGAAAAUGUUAAAUUUUCGAACACUGUUUUUGUGUCUAGCAAUUUUGCUUUAAUGCAACGAUUUUAUUUAUUAGGUAUUACAAUAUAGACUGCUUUACAAAAAAGUGUGAUAUUUGAUACAACCCUGCACAUUCUAUAUUUUUAUUUUUGUCUUAUAUUAUUGCAAAUUAACUUACAAUUUCACAUAUAUCUUACUUUUAACAAUUAGUCUGCUUUAAAGAGGAUUUACAGAUAAUAGAGAUGACAAUCAUUCAAUAAACCAUUUAUUAGAAUGGUAUCAAUCACUGAAAUAUUAGUGUACUAUUAAAUAUAUUCUCUCAAAUAAAUGAAUGCCUAUUUAUAUUCGGGUAUUUUUUGUUACUAUUCCCUUUUUUGGUGUUUAUGUUUUGAAAUCAUAUCAAAAAUACUUUAUAAUAAAAACUGUAAUCUUUAGAACCUCCAAACAGUUUUUUAUUUAGUAUCUAGUUAUUUGAAUUGAUAUAUCUAUUAACAAUUUUUUAUUUGUUACUUCUUUUAAUAUUGCUAUCUAUAAUAAAGUUCACACAGAAAAAUAGAAGUUGGAUUUAAAUCAAUUGAUGUGAUAAUUAAAAAUAUUGGAGACACUAUAAGUCUACAAUACUAAAGAGAAAUAAUUGUGGAUAUCUAUGUGUAUGAAACUAUCAUUUGAAACUGAUCAAUCAAUGUGUGUUUCUAUUUUUGAAAAUCAAACGUUUUUAAGUUUCAUAAAAAUGUAGAUUAACACUCAAAUCACCAUUAGUAACGUAAGUAUAAAAAUUCUCAAGAACUUUUGCUAAAUAUAAAAAUGAUUAAAUAAAAAGUUGGCUACUGUUGAUUUUGUUAAUAUUUUGAUCACCAAUGAUCAAAUAUUUUCUCUUAGUCCUCGCUGCAUCCUAUCAACUAGAUAAAAUUUUAAUGAUGGAAGGCUAAUUUGAGCAUUGUUUGCAAAAUAUUGCAACAAAAAAAUAGCUGGAAUAAUUUAUAUUUUAUAGAAAAAAGACAUCGACAAGUUCUUAACACUUUCCAAUUUUGCCCCAUAAAAAAGAUAACUUAAGUGAAAAAGGUUAAGUAACUGAACAUGUUUAAAAUCAUCCAAUAUUGAAAUAUCCAUAAAUUUUACUUAUCAAAUAUUUUGACCAUUUAUAUAGAUUACUUAUCCAUUUUUUUGCCACUGCAACAAGUUUUAUAAUUGUAUUUGAUUUUGUUUGAAUAUUCUUGUAAAUGUCCAAUGAAAAUGUUUGCAAGGAUCAAUAAUCUUCCAUAAAUUUAAAGUUGGAUCCCAAAAAUUGUUAAAUAUUCCUAACAAAAUAUGUUCACCAACAACUACUGCUAUAAUUUACUCUUUAAUUUACAUUGUUUCAAUGUAUUAUUUCUUCACAGGUAUCCUAAAAUCUGAUUUGGCAAAUACAGUGUACAUAGAUUUAAACACUUACUGAUUGCCUGUAAAAAACUCUUACUAUUAUUAUUAAAAUAAAUGUUUCUGGCCCUCCCUCCCACAAGUUUUCAAAUUGUAAUACCCCAUUUUACAAAUCUGGGAUCCAUUAACUAAUUGACAACUAUUGUAUCCUCGAAUAUUGCCGCAACAAAUAGUUAAUACGAUAUUUAAACUGAGAAUUUCAAUAAAAUCAUUAACCUAAUUAAUUCCAAUUUUCUAGUGCAAAUUUCACUAAAACGUGACUAUAAAUUAUAAUUAACAUAACUGUUCCACUUGAUUCUCAAUCCACUCUAUGAUUACCCUUUUCUGUAAUUUUAUUACCAUCAAAAAAAAAUAAGUAUCAAAACAAUAGGGAGGUUUAGAAAAAUUGGAAAUUUUUGGAAAUAUUUAACAGAUUCGUUUGUAAUAAGAGCUCAAAUAGUCCACUUUUAUUAAUAACAAUGUGUAAAUCUAUUAUAUAUGGAUACAGCUGUUUUAAGCCAUGUCAAUAAACAUUUCAUUUUAAAUAAUCCUGAAGAAAAAAAAUCAUUUGGAGAUUAAUCUGGGGAUCUGGGUGUAGCCUCAUAAAAAAAUAAAAAAUAAUGCUAUUAUUAAAAAGUAUUUUCCAAAUAAUAUUUAACCUCUUAGUUAUUGUUAGCACAACAGCCUUGCUAAAACACAUCUAGAAAGGUUUUUAAGAAAGUUUUCUUCUCCAUUUUGAACCAUACUUUCAAAAAACUGCAUCUGUUUAAUCUCAAUAGGAAAUUGUUUCGAUUACAUUUUUUUGAAUUACAAUAUUUCAGCUGAUAGCUGUUUAAUUAAUGAAAGCUGAAGACCACUAUAGUCUGGUAAAGUAGAGUGGGAAUCUAAUGAAAAAGUUAAGUAUUACUUACACUGGAAAGUUGUAAUUAAGUUGGUUAAAGAUUUGAUACUGAUAUUCUAAUGCUUUGAACACAUGUUUUUCAAUAGUAUAUACUGGAUGAUGUCAAAAAUGAUUAUAUGAAAUACUCUACUUAAAUUGCAAUAACUUUCUUAAAAAUUUUCAAUUUUAUGAUGUAAAUCCAAAUUCAUAUUCCAUAAAAUUUGUGUGGCUUCCAAUGAAAUCGUUUUGUUACAUUUUGAUAUGAAUUUUCCAUAUUUGUUAUUAACCAUUAUUUGGAUUGAAAAUAGUAUAUUGUGCAAAUUGUGUAGAAAAUGAGUGUGAUAAGCCAAUAAAUCACGAGCCUGAGUGGUUUAUCAUCUUGUUACACAAGUAUGAAAUAUCCAGUUUCCACACGUGUUGAACAAUAUACUAUUCCGACGACAUACCUGAAAUACUUUAUGAACUUACGCAGAAAAUUGUGCAUUUUGGUUUAUUAGUACACAACUUCUGUGAUAGUUGAGGGAUGUAUUCAUUAUUCCGUGUAAGUCGUCGGAAAAUAUCUUACACUCCCACAUAUUAUUAUUUGAAAACAGCACAGUACAAUUUAUGAAGUAAUGUAGGUAUUACUAUUAAUAUGAGUAAUAAUUCACAUUAUCAUUUACUUUCAAAGAAUCCUCUAUGAAGCAAACUAUUAAAAUCACAAUAAACAUUACGUGUUUUGUGAAAGUAAUAACUAUUAUUAUAAAUAAUCUAUACUUUAUCUGUAAUGAAACGGUUCUAAUUAGUUAUUGUGUCAAUACAUUGAAUUAAACCCAUUAAAAGUUCAUUUAUUAUAAUCUAAUAAUAUCAAUCAACUACAAACAAAUUAUUAUUAACUACAAUAGUAAUGCAUUACAGCCAACUUUGGUUCUCAUCUACAAAUAGCAAUGGUUUGUAUUAAAGAAUAAAUUGGAAUAAAGGUUAAUGUAUACGGGGUGUUUGAAAUAUUUACAAUUUUUCACUAUGUAAAGAAACUUUUUAUUUAAAAUUGAAAGUAUUUCUAGCCCAUUUAUAAAAAAAGAAAAAUAUUCAAAUUAAUGAUCAGAUUCUAUACUAAUAUUUUUCAAUACAAGAUAUACCAAAAGUUUUUUUAUUUCAUCAGAUCUUUGGAAAUAAAUCUUAAUUACUUUCUCUACUUGUAACCUAUGCUACAACCUGAAAUUUUUGUAUCAAGCUAUAAAAGUUACUCAAUGUCAUUAUCUUCGCUACAUCUAUUUUCUAUCUCCAUCAAUAAUAACCACAUAUAGCAAGAUUCAAUCGAUUCCACCUGAUACUUUUUUAUCUCAAUAUUAUCCACAAUUUGAUUUUAGUUCAGUUAAUUAAAAUUUUGAAUUGAAUAAGCUUCCUUGUACAAACAAAUACAAUAGUUUCUUACUAUAUGUUAGUAAAUCGAUUUUAUUGAACUAAUUCAUUGAAGUUUGAAAUACAGAAUCUGUCGGAAAAACAUUAUGGGGGACUUUUCUUAUGAAAUUAGCCAUGAAAUAUUGUAGGUAUUGAAAAAUUAUCAAGUUUUGCUAUAGUACAAAGGAAAUUAUCAAUUUUCAAUAAUGAAAAUAGAUGAGAGAAUGAAUAUUUUAGACAUACGGAUUUUCCUAAUUAAGAUGUCUUCAAUAUUAAAUAUUGUUAUAGAAAUGUUCGUUUUAUAAGAAAAGUCUAGUAAGAGCCUUUGUUUGCUAGGUUUUAUCUUAAUGCAAAAUGAGUGGCCCAUAUCUGGUAGUGAUAAUUUAUCAGGAUAUAACCAAUUCUUUUUUUAUUUAUCAAAUAGUAUAAUAGUAUUCAAUAAAGUAUAAUUUGUUUGUAUGAUUGAAAUGAUAUGGUCAUACAAUUACCAGGUAUGUACAUAUCAGAUGUCUUUUAUUGUGAUUUGUAAUAAGUGGGCUAAUGUAUACUAGAAGAUUGAGAUUUUAUUUUGAAAUUGUUUUAACUAUUUUGAAGGAAAAUAGUCCAACAAAAACGUUAUUCCAAAGCUGGCUACCAAAUUAUUUCAUUAUUGGUAACAUAAAAUGUUAAUUAAACCAAGAGAAAAUAAUAUAUUGUUCAACUAGUGUGAAAUAUCCAGUUUACACAUUUGAUGUACUCGUAUACUAUAGUUUUUAGUCAAUCUAUAGGAACUAAAACUUUGCUUCAUUAUUGGAGUGAUUUCUUUUCACACUAGUGCAAAAUACACAAUUUUCCACACUAUUUCGUAAGGUGAAAUAUUAAGUAUUUCAUGCAAGUCAUUAUAACAUACGUUUAUGGAAAGUUACAUGUAUUGGGGAUUGAAAUUAAUUGAAAGCAGUUUCAGUAGCAUUGAAGACAUAACUCGAAAUAUUACUGUUUAGUUGGUUUUAAAAUAAAAUCACAGGGUAAAAAAGUAAAAAAUGGAAGAAUAUUUCCUUAAGCUGAAGAAAACGUUUUGAGGUAUGAUAUACUUCAGUAAAUUUUUCAUUGUAUCAAUCAAUUGAGAAUCUUAGUCUAAAUUUGGUAUGAUGCAAUAUAAAUAGGUGUAAAUAUAAAGUUAACUUUAAUGUCAAAAAGAAUCUAUGUAAUAUAGUUGCAAGUUAUCAAAUACGUUUAAAAAUUCUACAGUAUUGAAAAUAAUCUUAUUCUAUACUUAUAUAAAUGGUUUAAAACAAAUUUGAAAAAAAGCAAAGACAAUGAGGCUAUUUUACAAAUUUGGAAACUGAAAUAUUUAGUAGCGUCUUCACUCAAUCCAACGUCACCAAUAAUAUAAAGAGGUUACGAGUAAAAUAAAUUCGAGUGAAGAUGAAUGGAUAUCAAGUCAAUUUAUUGUUGUCUUAAGAUCAAAUAAUUUGAAAAGUUUAUAAAUGAAGCAUUUAAAACAUUUAUAAUAAUUCCAAUUAACAGCAAUAAAAGAUAUUAAAAUUUUUUUCAUCCAAAAUUUUCUUGAAUAUUAGAAAUAUGUUUAUUCUGCUUACUUUAUAGAAUUUAUUCAAUAUUCUCAUUGUUGUAUAUCAUGUUUCAAUAGGUUUAUGUAUACUGAUAUGUAAACUAAGAAUUUUUCUAUAAAUUUUUACCCAAUAGAUGCAGCUCUUAAUUUAAAUUAAUAUGAAAACAGUAAGAACAAUAAAUAUGAAAAAUAAAUUUACUAAUAAAAAAGGAAUCGCCAGGCUGUUGAAUAUUUUAUGUUGGAUUAAAAUGCUUUCAGAAUAGAAUCUCAUAAAUGGCCUAAAGUUUGAGUAGUGAGUAAAAUUUCAACGACCAAAUUUAGACAAUAUUUUUCAUUUAAUUGUCGUUUUGUUUGAAAGAAUUGGUGGUGUACAGUUUUGGUGUUGAUUGAACCCAAUAAUAAUAAUAAUAAUUUUUUAUGCGUAGUAAAAUAAAAUGAGCGCAUAGUGACCAAUUCCGAACUAAAAAAGAAGAAAAAAUGUGUAAAUGUUAUAUUUUUCGGUCAGUUGAUUGUUUCUUAGUAUAUAAACAGUGUUGAACAUUUGAAAUAACCGCGUAUUUGUAUAACUGUGAAGACUGAAACUAGUUUUUAUUGUGUUAUAUAUGAAGUAUUAUCCUUAUAGAGUUCGGCUACUGGCGUUUUUAGCUCUACCCUCCUUUUUGCAGAUUUUCAUGCAAGUACUUAUUUUUGUUUCAAUAAUGGUUGUGAUUUUAUUUUAUAUAAGACUAUUUGACCAUUUCAAACAUCUACAAAAAAAUAAUGGUUUAUAAGUUAAACUUAUGUAUAGUUUUUUCAAUCAUAUACAAAUUCACUCACUCAGUUUGGUUGUAAUGUUGUAGUGCAUGGAAAAAUUUGGAAAUUGUCAUCAAUAUUGUCUUACUUAUAAUUAUAAUCUAAAAAAUAUUUUUGUUGCUUUGUUUUUAAAACACUUCCAACAGAUUUGUUGUUGUGGAUCAAUUUACUAUCUAGAAUCUAAUGGAUUGAAGAGAUCAGUGUGAGAAAAAUGUCACCCUUCAGACUGGAAUUAUCAAAAUAGAGGAAAAAUUACCAGUGAACCUUAAGUGAAUACUACAAAAUGCAAUGAAAUUCUUAACAAGAAUUUGAAGGUUUUUAAUAGAUGAAUUUUGCAACUGGAAUUUUUGUGUGAAAUGGAUUCAUACACUUUUUACACUCAAUUGCAUCGUUUAGAAAGUUAAUCAUUGUUUGCCAACUUCUUUGAACACAAAAUAAAAAUUGGCAACAUCAUAAAAACCACAAAUAUUUUCCAUGGAGGCUUUUUUAAGCAAAUAAUUGGAAAAUUGGCGGUUAAGACCUAAGUAGGUAUGUAAAGACAAUUAUAAAAUCUUAUUGCCAAUGAAACGAACGAGAAAACUAAAAAAAAUCCAAACUUUUACAUCAUUGGAAAAAAAGUUCUGAUAAAAAUUAGCACAUCUACUGCUCUGGUACCCUUCCUAAUAAUUUUUACCUUACUACAUUCAAAUAGAAACAAAUAUAAACGAACCUCACUUACAAAUAGUUAUUAAAUUCUAUUGCUUUGUUUAUAUAUAGAGAUAGCUGAGAGCCGCUAUAUGUAAAAUCUUUGAAAAAAUAAGAAAUGGUGUCGAAAUAUUCGCUGCAAAAUAAUUUCACCUGGCAAACCCUGUUUGUAUGCCUAAAUUUUUCUUUUCCUCUAAAAUAAUCAUUCUUAUUUUUACAUCAGAAGACUGAAAUGAGGUUUUUUUUGCAGCUCUUCUAAUCCUUCAUCUAAACGACUUAUUAUGAGAGAUCUUCUUCAACCUAGCGAUGCAAAUCUUAAACGACGUUUUGCUAUCAGAUAUAUUUAAUCAGAUAAUAUUUAAACUAAAUAUUUAAACCACAUUAUUCAACUAAACGUUAUAAAGCCAUAGGUACAUUGGGGUGUAACAAUUUUAUUACAGAGAAGGCUUUUGUCUGACUUGAACAAUAUUGAAGAUUUUAAAAAUUUAAUUAAAAAAAUUUAAGGUGUCGCGAAACAUUUUACAAAACACAAUAGUGAGAAGUAUUCAAACUGCUCUAUCAACAUUCCAAAUUGUAUGUUAAUUGGUAAAACAGCUGAAAGAAGUUUUUAUUAUAAAAGUUGUGGAUACGGAAUGCAAUAUCCACUUGAAUCUGUUAAAUAAUGAUGAUUAAGUCCUCUUAUUAGAAUCUCUCUAAAAAAUUUCAAGUUAACUGUUACCAGAAAAUCUUGAUAUGUAUAAUAUUAAUGGUAUAUUACAAACAAAAACAUAAAAGGAACAUUCCUAUCUUUUCAUAUAUAGGAAUCAUACCAAUAAAAUUACAAAGACUGACAAAACCCUAAGAAUGCAUAAUAUAUUUUGUGGGGGAAAAAAAGGAAUCUACAAUAAAUGCUACCAGAAUAAUGUUUGUUAUGAAACAGAUAAUAAGCUUCUGGUUUGAACAUCUGGAAGGAAGAAACAGGAAAAAAGCUAAGGAGUGAUUGAAAUUGGAGUGUAACAAAAAAAUCAUACAAUGAAAUAAAAGAACUGUUCGUUGACAGAAAAAAAAUAUAAAUUGUGGAUAGGAGAAUUUAAAACAUUCAAUAAGUGAACGGGUUGUUUGUAACUUUAUUUUCAUAAUAAAAUUUCAUAAUAUAAAGAAAAAGUAAUUUUGUCGGUAAAAAAUAAUUGUCACAAUUAUUCAAAUUGACAUACUAUUAGUAUUAUUAGAGGAGUUCUCAGUAUACGCUAGUUCACUUAUGUUUCUGAAUCCUAGUUAGUAUUAACAUUAAAUUUAAAUGCAAUCAGGUUGACACUUCUUUAUAAUCCUUAAACUCUUGUGAGAAUAUCUAACUACAUAAUUUUCUUUUUCUCGUGCUUUUAGAUAACUCCACUGACCUUAAUACACCAAUAAUAGAAAAAAUAAAAGCAAAUUUAGACCUUUAAAAAAAUUUAUAAUAUAAGUGUGACUAUUGGUUAUGAAUUGUUUUUAUUUUAUUUGAAUAUCAAAAUAAACAGAAAUAAAAAAUGAUUUUGAUUAAUAAUUAAUAACUAAUAUCUACUACUUUUUUAGGUUCGAACAAUUUAAAAUAGUAUCAAUUUAAAAUUUCUUUGAAACGAGCUCUUAUAAAAGUAUGACAAAAUUGUUUAAAGUUCCUUCCAAAAAUUUUGUUUGUUGAGUGAGAGUAAAUGUAAAACCAUUUAUAAAAUACAAAUAAACAUUUAUACAUAGUUUUGUGAAUAUUACAUUCCAAAUGUUCCUAUAAAAUAUUUUCCUAUUGAAACGAAUUUAUUUAUAAAAUAUUGGAUAUUUGAAAUGGAUCAAUAUGUCUAAUCUGUACUUUUGUAAUUGUUUGUAUAGAGGUUGUAAUCCAAACGAAAUAUUUUUAAUAGUUUCCAUAAAUAUUCUCCAUUUAAUAGUUAAACUGAUAUAAGACUUCACUCUUCUUUUUAGUAGAAAAUACAAUUACUUUAUGUAGAUCAGCAAUUUUCAAUUCAACAAAUACUUUUUCCAUGAUUUGAAAUUGUGGUGGAAUCUAGACUCAAUUUAUAUACCUUCGUUUAAAAAUAAGCUAUAAAGCGGUAGUUUACAAAUUGUAGAAAAUAUAUGGUAACAUAGUGGACCUCAGGCCUCCGAGUAACCACAACCAAUUUAAGUCGAGGUUACUCGAACCUUAUCUAACCUAAUAUACCUUCACUACCUACAAAUGAUUAAAGAAGUUUUCAAAAAAAUCUUUUCAAGCCGUGAUAUAAUAAAGAUAAGAAAUAUUUUGGUAAAAUUUCAAUUCUAUUAAUUCUAUAAUGAUACACAGCAAAAGCAAGUUCAUAUAAAUUGCCAGGAAACAAUAUCAGAAAAUAAGGAGAUAGUGAACUGGCAUAAAUUCUAUAAGAAAAAGUACCAAGAAAUAUUUUUUAUGCAUGUACUUUCUAAGCUAUAAAUGAAAUUAUUUUCUUGAUUUUAUUAUUUUCCUGUGAGAAUUAGUAAAUACGAGCUGCUACAUAAAAUAAAGACAAAAAUGCUCAGAUGCAAUAUUAAUUAUGAGUGUAGAAUUACUUGAAUAAUUUAUUUUAAAUUGUAGAAAUUUCAAUGAGGAUUGUUAGGAAAUACUUAACAGGAAAUGAAACGGGCAUUACAUUAAAAAUGAAUAGUUCCUUAAAUAAAUACUGAAUUAUGGAAUAAAAAAUGGUGAAACUUUCAUAUAUUCACUGAAAUAAUGUUUCAUUCAAUUCAAUAUCACCAGUGAAUAUUUUAGAUACCUUUCAGGGAAUAAUUUGAUGGGUUACAAAUGUUGAAUAUUAAAUUCAAAGCCACUCCUCAACUCAAUUCUAGUGAAGAUUUUUAUUUAUGUUAACCACUAUGUUACUUUUUAAUACUUUAUAAUUUCCUGUCCGAUGUUUUGCCAAUAAACCAAAUUCAGCUAGUGUUUGAAUUAUAUGUAUCAUUGUAAACCCGCUUAAAAUAUUUGUAUCCAUAGAGUUUUAAUUUAUUAUUUAAUAAAAUUUGCCAUGUAUUAUUUCUUGCCAUUUUUUGAAAGAUGAUUUUAUACAGUUUAUAAACUUAACAAAACUGUUUUGUUUUUUCUAUCAAUUUUAAUGCAUUUGAAUUGUAUUUUUAGUAUAAAACAGCUGAUUUUCUCUUAUCAAGUAUUAAUAUUGGUAACAUUUUUGUAUUAAUGUUAUUAGAUUUUAGCUUUUUAAAUAGGCCAACAUAAGUUUUGAUAUUAAAUAUACAAGUACGACAUGCAAAUAAUAAGCGAAAAAUUUAUUCUGAAUGCUUUCUAUGAAGUAAAUAAUGUGCUAUACAAAUGAAUACAUUGGAUGAUAGUUUUUCAAAAAGCAAUGUACAUAUUAUAACCAUAAUUUUAAUAAUACAUUACUGAAAGAAUGGUAAUCUAAGAAAUGUGCAACUGUUUAUUAACUACGUUUCUCUCAAAAUAUCAGAGGAUUAAUUCUUUUUAUUUUGAUCAUCUACCAACUAGUACUCAAGUCUGCCAACGACUAGCUGUAGAGUUUUUACCCAGGGCUAAUUCUUUUCAUUUUUAUUGAAUUUUAAUCAUCAUCUUUUGCCCAUCACUUCAUCGGCGUUGACUUUAUAAUAUUGUAUCCAGAUGUGAUUAAACAUGUUUGACACAAAGAGCCAAAGCUAACAACAAAUAGAAAAUAUGUGGUGCUUUGCUUAUAAAAAAUAUUCGAAUUUUAAAUCGUUUGAUACAUAAACUUAUUUAGCGAUUUAGUAUUUCAGAUAAUUCUCCAUUCUGCACUAUUUAAUGUAGUGUUUACUGAGAAUAAGAUGCACUGAUAAAACAAACAAUAUAUUAUUCUGCCUGUCUUGUUAAAAGUAGAAACUAUACCAAAUAACAAUUCCAAACCGUAAAGAAAACACUAAAAUCUGAUAGACAAAGCAGAAGACCAUUUAGCAAGUGAACAACAUUAAAAAUUAUGUAGGACAGGGGUAGGAGAACUUUCACUAUGUUUACAAGAGUCCGUAGAAAUGCGUUAAAUUAAGGUUGUGCUGCAAUAGCAUAGGUCUACAUUUUAAAAGAGCUUUUUUUAGGUUAUAUUUAUAAAAUAAUUUUACGCUUCACUAACAAUUGAGCUUUUCACUAAUCCAGUCACAAUAAAAAUUUUCAGGUUUAAUACCUACCAUACAUUAUAUCUGCUCAAACUAUGAGUUUGAUAUCUAAAAAAAAUCGAUGUUUUUCCCAAUUUUAUUCCAUCGGUUUUGUUCUAAAAACGGUAAGUUGGCUAGACAGUAAUUCACACAUUUUUUAAUUCAUAAGUGUAUUUAGGAUUUUCAACUAUUGUACUGAUCUAAAUAUGUACUACUUUAAUUCAAUGGCAAAAAUUUCAUUUUUCGAGAGCAUAUCUUAAUAUCUGUUUCUGGCAUCAUUAGCAGCAGCCAAUGCUGUGAUGAAAUAUAACUUUAUGAAGCGAGGAUCUCAAAUAAUCGCCUAGACUAAAAGCUUUAAUAUAUCUUCAAUAUCUUACAACUCAUCAUUUUACACUAGAGAUGGGCAAUAUGUCGAUUAAUACCGUAUCGAUGUUUUUAAACAAAAUCGAUUUAUGCAGAACAAAAAAUAUCGAUCGAAUUUACACUGAUACUCUAAUAGCUGUGGAUGAAUAUUAGUAAUAGGUAUUGAUUUUUCCAAAUAAUAAUAUCGAUAUUACGAUAUUUUAUUAGUGUUAUUCUGGUAGUUUUGAACUGUAAUUUAUAGCAUACAUCUGGAUACUUUCUCAACUUUUCCACAUAAGAGAUAAUUCUCCUUACCUCUUCACUCCGAAAUAAUAUGAAUAACUAAGACCGACACAUUGUAAAUAAAUUAUUAUAUAAAACUAAAUACGUUAUAGGAACAACAGUACAACGCCAACUAGUGAAUUUAAACACAAUGAUUACGUUUUGGACAUGAACAUUAUACAAAACGACCCAAUUCUGUAGUCAACAUGGACGAAGAAUAUAAAUCUACCUACAUCAAAUAUAGAGCAGAUGAUGAUAACUCCUGUAGAUUGUUUUUCGAUAUCCCAUUGGGAAUCUAAGAUUAUUCUGGUGUGGAAGGUAUCUGAUUAUUGGGUUCACAUUCAUUUUCAAAAUUGAAUGUUUUGAAAACUUCUGGUGACUUAGAGUAUUUAUUUGUUUCCAAAUCUAAUCUACUUCUUUCUCACCUUUAUUCUAACUAAUGUAUUGUUAAAAUUAUCUAGAUGCUUUCGUUGAUUGGGUUAAUUUUGUAAUUUAAUAUUUUUCUGGUCGUUCCAACUUUAGCGGUUCUAUUUAUUUCCGUCGUCGUAAAAAGUGUGAAAAUAUGUUAAAAUACUGAAUCCAUAUUUUCAGAAUACUGGUUACUUUUGGCAUAUAAAAAAUUCAUUGAACCUUUGCUUUAUAGAAAAUGUUCAAAUUAAAUUAAUGCUAAAUACUAAAACUAACACAACAAAAAGUUUUGAUUCACCAUGUUGCUAAGAGAAUAUAUAAUAAUUGCACAAAUCUUUUGAAAGAUUAGAAUAUUUUUAAAAAUGAAAAUAUUAAUUUUUAUGCUGCCGACCCGUAGAAAAGUUAAUAAACAAUUUUCUCAAAAUCUUGACAAAACUCGCCACAAAUUUAAUUUCUACUGAAUAUUUUAAGCUUGUAAAUUUAAAAAUGUGCAAUUUUUUUUUCUUUAAAUGCCAAUUUUAUAUAGUUUAAUUGAAUGGUAGUGCUAAGUUGUACGAAUGCACUAAAUAGUGAACAUGCACUGGUAAGACAAAAUUGCUUCAUUAAAUCAAUAGGAUUAAAGUAUACUAAGUUAAUUCACUACUAUUUUUUUCAUAAAUGAGAAACAUAAUUGGAUGAUAGAAUAAUGAAAAUUUAUAAUAAAUAUGAUAAAAACUUCUAAAAUCAAUCAAAUUUAGUAGAUAUACUUCUCACAAAAUGGUUCGAUCUAGUCCAAUAAAUAUAGAAAAAAUGUUAUAACAUCUCCUAAUUCUAUUUUUCAAUAAAGUUCAUAAAACCACCACAUUUAUGAGAAAAAUAUUAGCAAAUAUAUUUAUUCUUGCUCUCUUAUUUUUGUUUUGUAUUUAAUAUAUUUAUUCCAGUUUAGUAUAAUUUUUCAAUUGCUAAAAACGUCAGUGAAUCAUUUGUGUCUAGAAAAGUAGGUUUAAAUAUAAUAAUCCGAUGUAAUAAGUUUACUUGCAAGCCAUAGUGAUAACUAUUAAUCCAUGACAAAAAAAAUCUGCUCGCAAUGGUUUAUCAUCUUUUCAGAAAGCAAUUCUUUGGUAUGACCAGUAUUUGUACAAAUAAAAUAUGUACUCUAUAGGUGAACUCGUCCAAAAAUAUCCCACAUACUUACCUGCAUGUAUUGAGUUUUGUGUGACUGGUCGAAUUUUUUAGAAAUUUUUUUAUUAUGGCAUUGUUUAAAUUAAAGUACUGGUUUUCUAAGCUAUUACAAAUUAAAUAACUUUGGCGAAGUUAUUGUAUUUUCCUGAGAACGCGAGAUAAGAAUUAAUUUCAAGAUAGAUGUAGUUUGACUUCUUUUUGGUGUAAAAAAUAAAUAGGUAUAUACCUAUAGUCAAUACUACUACUUGUUCAAGCACAUUUAACAAUGUUUAAUGUCUGCUUUGUUUUAUUUAAGUAUACUACUAUAAUUGUUUAGUAUACUUAAAUGAACAAUGCACUAAGGCCAUGUUAAUUUGUUGCAGGCUAUAGAUAUAAAGAGCACAGUACAUUGAUUUGAAUACAUGCUGGAUUUUAUGUCUCGGAUCAUUGUAAAUUAUGUUUCAUUAGUAUGAAUUAUUAUCUUUUAACUUAACAAAAUUGUAUUUAUAUUGGAUAUUUUUAUUACAAAAUUUUGUUGAAUAGAUGAACACAUUGUAUGUAUAAGAAUUGUAAAAUGCACUCUAUAUACAUAAUUAUAUAAAUAUACAUACAUGCC
This is a messenger RNA of Diorhabda sublineata, 18091 nucleotides long. RefSeq names its product ephrin-A4. Lineage: Eukaryota; Metazoa; Arthropoda; Insecta; Coleoptera; Chrysomelidae. The record is from RefSeq and is a predicted model, not a curated record. Gene Ontology annotation, biological process: ephrin receptor signaling pathway; axon guidance. Gene Ontology annotation, molecular function: ephrin receptor binding. The transcript is spliced from 7 exons. Gene Ontology annotation, cellular component: plasma membrane. Bases 680 to 1507 code for a protein of 275 amino acids.